This is a messenger RNA of Vicia faba (fava bean), 336 nucleotides long. Lineage: Eukaryota; Viridiplantae; Streptophyta; Magnoliopsida; Fabales; Fabaceae. The record is from the annotation of a GenBank genome assembly.
AUGAUAGAAUUUUGUUACCUGAAGAACGCUAUUGUGUUCUACGGCGAGGAUCUCAAGUCUUCUACACAGUCGGCAACUUUCGGUAAACAUGUCUCUCUCUCUCCUUCUGUAUGUGUGGUUGUUGUUCAAUUAUCUCUGUGUGAUUCUCUAUAUGUUUUUGAGUCUGGUGAUGUUGUUGAGUUAAACUGUGUCAGUGUUACGAAAUGCCUGCUUUUGACAGUUUUAUGGGCAGCAGUGGCACAAAGUUUUGGAUUGGCUUUGGGAACUGGUUUAUGCAGGUUAAUUUGCAGCAAGGCUUUUGACAAGUUUUGUACUGUUAUAUGCAGCAUAACAUAG